Messenger RNA from Equus quagga, 3859 nucleotides. RefSeq names its product DNA polymerase iota (gene POLI). The transcript is spliced from 10 exons. The coding region runs from base 368 to 2389 and encodes 673 amino acids. Lineage: Eukaryota; Metazoa; Chordata; Mammalia; Perissodactyla; Equidae. Gene Ontology annotation, biological process: translesion synthesis. The record is from RefSeq and is a predicted model, not a curated record. Gene Ontology annotation, molecular function: DNA-directed DNA polymerase activity; damaged DNA binding.
GCGACCAGGAAGAGGAGGCGGCUCGAGGCAUGGAGCGGGCGGAGGCGUGGGCCGGAGACUCGCCGGGGACGCCGGAGCCUGAGGAGCUCGGCGGCCUUCCUUGGUGUAAAUGAGAAGGGCGGGGCGGGCGGACACCAGGGCGGCGGCGGUGGCCGUUGGGGUGUGACGGUCCCCGCCCCGCUCGGUUCCUUUCCGUCUUCCUGGCUGCGCCGAGAACCACCCUGCAUUGGUGUUUUGUAGCUAAGAGCAGGAGAGGGAUGGUUUCGUCCAGUAGGAAUAGGUUCAUGAUCAAGUGGUGCCGGCAGGAAGUUCUUCAUUCAGAGUCAUAGUACACGUGGAUCUGGAUUGCUUUUACGCACAAGUGGAGAUGAUCUCAAAUCCGGAACUAAAGGGCAAACCUUUAGGAGUUCAGCAAAAAUCUUUGAUGGUUACCUGCAACUAUGAAGCUAGGAAACUUGGAGUUAAGAAAUGUAUGAAUAUCAGAGAUGCAAAAGAAAAAUGUCCACAGCUGGUGUUAGUUAAUGGAGAAGACUUGACUCGUUACAGAGAGAUGUCAUAUAAGGUUACAGAGUUGUUGGAAGAAUUUAGUCCAGUUGUUGAGAGACUCGGAUUUGAUGAAAAUUUUGUGGACCUAACAGAAAUGGUUGAGAAGAGACUACAGCAGCUUCAAAAUGAUGAACUUUUAGCACUGACUGUGUCAGGUCAUGUAUACAAUAAUCAGUUUGUAAACCUGCAUGACGUCUUGCACAUCAGACUACUUGUUGGAUCUCAGAUUGCAGCAGAGAUGAGGGAAGCCGUAUAUAAUCGCCUGGGUCUCACUGGCUGUGCUGGAGUGGCUUCUAAUAAAUUAUUGGCAAAAUUAGUUUCUGGUGUCUUUAAACCAAAUCAACAAACAGUCUUAUUACCUGAAAGUUCUCAAGAUCUCAUUCAUAGUUUGAACCACAUAAAGGAAAUACCUGGUAUCGGCUAUAAAACUGCCAAACGUCUUGAAGCACUGGGUAUCAGUAGUGUGCGUGAUCUUCAGACCUGUUCAUCCAAAAUAUUAGAAAAGGAAUUAGGAAUUUCAGUUGCUCAGCGUAUCCAGAAGCUCAGUUUUGGAGAGGAUAACUCUCCGGUGAUGUCUUCAGGACCACCUCAGUCCUUUAGUGAAGAAGAUUCAUUUAAAAAAUGUUCAUCAGAAGUUGAAGUUAAAAAUAAGAUUGAAGAACUACUUGCUAGUCUUUUGAACAGAGUAUGCCAAGAUGGAAGGAAGCCACAUACAAUAAGGUUAACAAUCCGUCGAAAUUCAUCUGAAAGUUACUAUAGCCGCGAGAGUCGUCAGUGCCCUAUUCCAUCCCAUGUAAUUCAGAAGUUAGGGACAGGAAAUUAUGAUGUGAUGACCCCAAUGGUUGAGAUACUUAUGAAACUUUUUCGAAAUAUGGUGAAUGUGAAGAUGCCAUUUCAUCUUACCCUUUUAAGUGUGUGCUUCUGCAACCUUAAAGCACUAAAUACUGCUAAGAAAGGGACUAUUGAUUAUUACUUAACACAAUCAUUAUCAACAACUUCACGCUCUGGCAAGCGCGAUUUUAAAAUGAAAGACACUCAUGUGGAGGAUUUUUCUAAAGACAAAGAAACAAAUUUGGAUUUUCUACCAACUGAAAGAAUUGGAAGUGCAAGAACUGGGGAGUCUCCACUGGAUACUACAAAUUUUUCUAAAGAAAAAGACAGUAAUGAAUUUCUACGCUGCUCACUUCCUGAGGGUAUCGACCAAGAAGUCUUUAAGCAGCUUCCAGUAGAUAUUCAAGAGGAAAUCCUUUCUGGAAAAUCUAGAGAAAAAGUUCAAGGGAAAGGAAGUUUGAGUUGUCCAUUACGUGCCUCUAGAGGAAUAUUGUCUUUCUUUUCUGCAAAACAAAUGCAAGAUAGUCCCUUAAAUCCUAGAGAUCGUUUAUCCAAUAGCAAACAGCUGUCCUCUGUAUCUCCCUGUGAACCAGGAACUUCAGGCUUAAAUAGCAGUAGUUCCUCUUGUGUGUCUAACCGAAAGGAUUAUUCACAUUGUACAGACAGUAGAUUAAAAGAUGAACGAAUGGGCCAAGGACCUAAAGAAUCUCAAGGAUUCCACUUUUCGAAUACAAACCCCACUGCAUCUGUUUUUCAUUCGUUUCGAAAUUUGCAGAGUGAGCAACUUUUCUCCAAAAACCGAACUGCAGAUAGCCAUAAGCAAUCAAUAGCAACAGUCUCUCAGCAUGAAGGACUUAUGAAAAAUAGAGAGCAAGAUUGUACUGAUAAGAAAGUCACUUUUCCUUCUGACAUUGAUCGUGAAGUUUUCUAUGAACUACCAGAAGAAGUACAAAAAGAAUUGUUGGCUGACUGGAAGAGAACAGGAUCAGAUUUCCAUAUUGUACAUAAAUAAGCACGUUCAGAAAAAAGGUCUAAGAAAGCAAGGGAAAGACUACUGUUCUCAGAUUAGCACUUUGUUAAGCUCUUCUAAAUUAAACACUACAUUCAAUAAUGUAGAAAUCCAGUAUAAAAUGUUCUGGAUAAAGCAAGAAUAGUUAUGGGAAGUAAAUUCUGGCACAGCGCAUAAAAAUAUUUAUGACAGAAGAAAUAAUGUAAAAUAUUACCUUCUCUGAUUUCUAAGGCUAUUUUAUAUUGCUUUUCAAUAAAAAGAAUAUCAUGGUUAGCAAUAGUGCAUUUUCCAUAAAUUGGGGGGAGGAUAUAUAUGCUUACAUAUAAAAAAUAGACUAGCCAAAUCCCUGCUAUGCUAUAGCAAAGAAAUUUUUUUUUUCUAUGAAAUAUGGAAUGGCUCAAGAAAUUCAGCCCAUUAGGAAACAGCCAAAUAAGAAAUUCUGCUGCCAAAUAAUCUAUUAAAAAUGUAGAUAUCUUUGACUGCAGUACUAUGCACCAUAUAAUAAGUUGACUUUUAAAAAAAUACCGAAGCAGUCUAUAUUCAAUUAAUGCUUCUUAAUAUACCUAGAACCUAUCACAAUACCCGGCACACCAAGGGUACUCAGUAAAUAUGGAAUGAAUGAAUAGUGUGGCAGGGACCAUGUGGGGAGUUGGAUGGGGAGUGUGUGUGUUGUAGAGAACUAGAAGAACUCUCCAUACAGAUAGACUAAGGGAAGGAUGGAAACCAGAAAUGUAAGGUAAUAGGUCUUUAAGAGUACUAGAUAAUGGAAGAAGUCCAUUUCCUUCUGGCCAGUCUGUAGAGUUUACAAGCAAUGGAUUAGAUGUUUUUGCAUUUUCUCCACAUUUUGGAGAUAAGAUUAAGGACGUCAUCCUUACAACAAAGUUAACUAAAUUAGACAAAGUUACUAAAUUGAUGUACAUUCUCUUUCUCCUGUUGUUACUUUCCCCUUUUGCCUGCCAGAUUAAAAGUUGGAUGUAAGAUUGUGGACAUCUUAUAAUUUACAAGACAUAGAAGAUGGUUUUAGAACACACUAAAGUAUCCCUCAGCGCUGGUUUGGAGGAGUCUUGUUCUCAGGUUUAUAAACUCUGCAGAUAUAAUCUAAAGAAAAGAUGAUGGAAAUAACGCAAACAUAAAUAAAGGAUAGCUUAAAAAUACUUUCUUCUAGGUAAGAAGUUUUAACUCAGUUUUAGAUUUCUUGAAAUUUGAAAAUUCCCUAAUUACCAAGGAUUUUUAACAGGGAGUUUGGGGUUAUCAAAAACAAUAUCUUGGAGCAAGAACAUCAAAAGUUAUUUGCCAUGCAAAUAUUUAGUGCUCUGGAUCAAGGACUGUAGAAUUUUCUAUUUGUAGUGUUCUGGUAGGGUACUUAAACUUGUAAAAGGAGUAUAUUACUUUUUUAGAUAAUACAUUAAAAAAAAUUCUUUUUUUUAAUGUGUAAAAAAUUUAUAAUUUUUAUUUUUUUCGGAUGUACAUCAU